Molecule: messenger RNA, 159 nt
Organism: Symbiodinium natans
Lineage: Eukaryota; Dinophyceae; Suessiales; Symbiodiniaceae
Source: the annotation of a GenBank genome assembly
GUUCCAGCACAUCUCCACGUACUACAUCCGGCCCUUGGACGACGAGUACAUUGACUUGUCCGCGGAGGUGGCGUUGCUGUCGCGCAACGUGAAGAUCCAGGGAGAUGAGCCUUGCUCUCAGGAAACUGCGGGCAUCUGCCCCUGCUCCCGCCCGGGCGC